UGCUUAUUGGAAGUGGAAUUCUUGUUUGCCCUAUAGUGCAAUGGGAUGAGCAGGUUAUUAGGGAUGGUGAGUACAUGUUUUACUCGGACGGAUGUAUUCUAAUCUUGACUUUUUUUUAUGUUUCUGAAACUUGCAACUAAAUUCUUUGAUUAUCUCAAGUUCGCAUCUGUUGAACUCCUAGUUUUACUGUUGGUUUGUUGCUGAUAAUAUUUAAUUAUGGAAUUCUACUUUCUAUAUUGGUAAAUUGGGAAUAGAUUUGACUCAUACCCUGUCAAAUUUGUUUGGCCUCUUAUUUUAGGUCAUGUUGACAGUUUGAAUAGGCUACAUAAUCGACCUAAGCAUAUUUAACUUGCUUUGUCGAAACCAAAGGCUUUACCUCCAAAAAGAGUUGUCAAUUUUGUUCUUUUUCGCUUUGUGGAUAAAACCUCUUAUCAAUAAUACUCACAUUUUAUUGUAUGGUCGAGGACUUUUGUCAUGUCUUAUUUGAAUCAUCAACAAUUUUGAUUUUGCUCGUUUUUUUUACUUGGUCACUUCCAUUGUGCAUUUCUAAGAAUGUAGGAAAGCAACUAGGCUUUGUGAUCAUUAUAAGAAGGUCUGAUUGUGGGAGCAAGGGUCGUGGGAGUAAAGGCAGACAGUUGGCUAUUUUGGUGUGCGAGAUGAGCGACAAGUACAAGUCGUACAAGCCUGUGUUGAUGCGGAAGGGGACAUGAACCAAGAAAUGUGAUUGUCCGUUCAGGCUCAAGGCGAGAUACACAUCAGAAGAUGGUUUGUGGAGGUUGACUUUAGUAUGUGGAGACCACAACCAUGCCCCAGUCGAGACUCUGGUUGGCCAUGCCUAUGUCGGUCGCCUUACAAGUCAAUAAAAUGAUAUGGUGGGUAAAAUGGUUGACAAUAAAGUCAAGCCAGGUAACAUGUUGCUAGAAUUGAAGGAUGUCAACCCUUAGAAUCUGACUGCCAUAAGGCAAGUGUACAAUGAGCGGAUGACACAUAUUAGGGCCAAGAGGGGACAAUUGUCAGAGAUGCAACACUUGAUGAGGUUGUUGGAGGAAGACAAGUACACGCACUGGUCCAGAACUAAAGAGGGUUCCACAGUGAUCUGGUCCUUAUUCUGGGCCCAUCCAGUUUCCAUCCAACUGUUCAACCAAUUUCCUACUGUUGUCUUUCUUGAUAGCACGUACAAGACCAACAAGUAUAGGAUACCAUGGCUGCAGAUGGUUGGUAUGACAUCAGUUGGAUUCACAUACACCAUCGGUUUUGGCUACAUGUGCAAUGAGCGUGAACCUGAAGUUACAUGGGCACUUCAAAAACUAAGGGGGUUGCUACUUAGGGAGGAGGACAUGCCUAAAGUCAUGGUUACUGACAAAGACACUGCUUUGAUGAACGCAUUUACAACCACAUUCCCUACAGCAACUCACUUGCUAUGCCAAUUCCAUAUUGCUAAGUGUGUGAAGGAAAAGUGCAAGCUCACUAUCGAAGACAAGGAGAUGUGGGAUGAUGUCGGGGACGCAUGGAAUAGAGUCAUGUAUGCCGAGUCAGCGGAGGAGUUUAAUGCGAGCAUGAACUCCUUACGUUCACUUGUUGGGGUGCACUCUGACCUCAUGCAUUACAUUAAGGAAACUUGGUUGUCGUUUAAGCACAAGUAUGUGGUUUAUGCGAUUGACCGUUAUAUGCACAUGGGUAACACAACUACAAACAGGUACAUUCUUAGACACUGACAUUUCGUUAAGUAUGUAUUAAUGUUAAUGUUAUACCUUUGGACAGGGUUGAAGGUGCACACGCAAAACUGAAAGCGUGCAUCAAAGAUAGCAAGAGUGACAUGUGUGCGGCUUGGGCAACUAUACAUAGGUGCACACUGAUCCAACAUACAAGGAUUAAUGUUGCUUUUCAGGCAAGUAUCUUCAUCAGAGAGCACACAUUUAAGGAGAAGUUGUACGAAAACCUGCGUGGUGUAGUCUCAAGAUAUGCGCUCAUGUUGAUCGCAAAGGAGAAAGCGCGCGUUGGAAAAUGCGGCUGCACUAUGAGGAGGACACACGGCCUGCCUUGUUCAUGUCAGAUUGGUAGGAUGGCCACUAUUCCAUUUACGGCAGUGGACCAACAUUGGAGGAGGCUUACAUCAACAUCUGCACCUGAUGAAUCCCAACCUGUUUUGGGAUUGAGCAUUGCGACAGAGUUAGAGGUCAUUGCAAAGAUGUUUGAAGAAGCUAAUGUUCCGAGAAGACAAGCUAUCAAAGAGAGGCUUCGGGAGUUUGCAUACCCGGAUCAGACUUCUAUGUGUCCUCCUCCAAACAAGUUGCCUACAAGGGGUCGGCCCAAUGAACCUAAGUGUUCUAGCAGACGCAUUCCUUCAUCUUGGGAGAAUGUUGAUGCAAUAGCUGGGUCAAAGCAAGCUAGCAACUCAUCAGCUCCACAAGGCAAGGGGUGUAAGACCCGGUCGGUAAAACGGAAGAGCAUUCCUUUGAAGCAAUCUGCACCUAAGAAGAGAAGCAAAAGGAUUGCAAGCAACACAGCUAAACUCCCGCCACAGCACCUGAAAGGCAAAGUUUACUCGGCCAACUACAUCCAUGAAGUGCCCGAAUUCCUCCGUGAAUAUGUCAUUGACAUUCAGAAUGUUGAAGAUGAUGGGAAUUGUGGAUAUAGAUGCACUUCUUCCUUGAUGGGUAAGGGAGAACAAAAUUGGCGUCAAAUUUGACAAGACAUGAUAAAGGAGCUUAGAUUACGGCAAGGUGUCUACCAUGGUAUGUAUGGCACCAACAUACAUUACGAAAAAGUACUACAAGCCUUGCAUAUUGCUCCAAAUGAGUUUGCAACGGAGGAGAAGUGGUUAUGCGUGCCGGAUAUGGGUCACAUUGUUGUUACGAUGUACCAGAUUGUGUUCGUGACCUUGUCGAAUCGAGGGGGCGCCACCUACUUCCCUCUCACCGGUCCAGUGCUACAUCCGUCAGAGCACCAGAUUAUAUGUUUACUUCUUGUCAACAACAACCACUGGGUGAAGGUGCUUAUUUCAAGUGACUUUCCUUUGCCAACGGUUAAUCCACAAUGGAUGUAUCAUUGUACUGUUGAAGCUCGUGGUUGGUAGCUACCAUACCUGGAUCGCAUGGCUCUAUUCAACGAACUCUUUCGAAAGGCAAAUGUAGACAUACAUAAGAUCGAUGGAAUCAUAAACCUCGCUGAAGAUUAGUUUCGUGAUGUUGUAGUAGGCCAUUUGCAAAUUUUCAUAUUAGUUGUAAUGUAUCAAUGAUAGAUUAUAAUGUAACAUUUAUGUUUCUGUUGAAGUUUAUGUUUCUGUUUUGUUAAAGUUUCUGUUUCUGUUGGAGUUUUUGUUUCUGUUUGUUUCUGUCAAGUUUUUGUAUA
Lotus japonicus is the source of this 3351-nucleotide messenger RNA. RefSeq lists its product as uncharacterized. Lineage: Eukaryota; Viridiplantae; Streptophyta; Magnoliopsida; Fabales; Fabaceae. The transcript is spliced from 2 exons. Bases 1817 to 2689 code for a protein of 290 amino acids. The record is from RefSeq and is a predicted model, not a curated record.